AUGUCAAUGGACAGACGAACGGAAAUUAUUGAGAAUCUUAACGAUGUACGCGCCAGGGUAGCCGCUGCGCUAGAUGGUGAACGAACGGUUGGUGCGCGACUCGUGGCUGUAAGCAAAUAUAAGCCAGCGGAAGAUCUCAUGUACGCUUACGAUGCAGGCCAACGCCAUUUUGGUGAAAACUAUUUGCCUCGGGAUAUUCAAUGGCAUUUUAUUGGCACUCUCCAGAGCAAUAAAUGUAAAGCCGUGGCAGUAGAAAGAACCGAACCUUUACGUGUGUUUGUCCAAGUCAACACGAGUGCUGAAGAAGUUAAAGGAGGCAUUGCUGCCGCUGACUGCGCCGAAGUGUGCAAACAUAUCAUCGACAACUGUCCGCAGCUGAAAUUAUGUGGAUUGAUGACCAUAGGCAUGUUCGGCCGUGAUCCAACUCAAGAAAACCCUGACUUCCAAUGCUUGGCGGAUUGCAAGGCCCAAGUGCAAAAAGUGUUGCCUGAUCUCGAUUUGGAAUUAAGUAUGGGCAUGUCUGAGGAUUAUGAGAAGGCUUUGAAAGCUGGCUCGACGAACAUACGUGUUGGCAGAACCAUCUUUGGUGAAAGACCAAAGAAGACUACCAAAGCAUAG
Molecule: messenger RNA, 618 nt
Organism: Radiomyces spectabilis
Lineage: Eukaryota; Fungi; Mucoromycota; Mucoromycetes; Mucorales; Radiomycetaceae
Product: YggS family pyridoxal phosphate enzyme
Exons: 6
Coding region: 1-618 (205 amino acids)
Cellular component (GO): intracellular anatomical structure
Molecular function (GO): pyridoxal phosphate binding
Source: RefSeq, a predicted model, not a curated record